Molecule: messenger RNA, 339 nt
Organism: Knipowitschia caucasica
Lineage: Eukaryota; Metazoa; Chordata; Actinopteri; Gobiiformes; Gobiidae
Source: the annotation of a GenBank genome assembly
AUGGAGGCACCGGCGGCCAUGUUGGAGCUGUCCAAGAGGAAAGGUCUCCACAGAGUCACAGAGAACAGCAGGAGCACAAAGUCUCAUAAAGUGCCGGUGCUCAGAGUUCAUGUUUGUGUGGGAGCCUUCAGCGUGUCGUGGCGGCGGCGCCUCGUGUCGUGGCGGCGGCGCCUCGUCAGCGCUCUCCCCCACACGCCUCCCCCACACGCCUCCCCCCCUCCCACACGGCGCCUCUCCUCCCAGGCAGAGGUGGGCGAUAAUGGGCCUGUCAAAGCCCAGCGCCCGCCGCCUCAGCCCCGUUUGGCCCCGUUUGGCCCCGUUUGGCCCCGCUCCCCCUGA